Molecule: messenger RNA, 731 nt
Organism: Cynocephalus volans (Philippine flying lemur)
Lineage: Eukaryota; Metazoa; Chordata; Mammalia; Dermoptera; Cynocephalidae
Gene: MIS18A
Product: MIS18 kinetochore protein A
Exons: 5
Coding region: 1-699 (232 amino acids)
Biological process (GO): CENP-A containing chromatin assembly; chromosome segregation
Cellular component (GO): chromatin; nucleus; chromosome, centromeric region
Source: RefSeq, a predicted model, not a curated record
AUGGCGGGCUCUUGGUCCACCGAUUGUUGCUCUACUACUAGCUGUGCAUGUGGCGACAAGGGCAGAUGGAGUGACUCCUCUCUAUUGGGCAAGCGGCUGUCCGAAGACUCUGGUCGCCACCAGCUGCUGCAGAAGUGGACGAGCAUGUGUAGCUCCAUGACCGGGGACGCGUCGGUGGCCGGCGAGGAGAAGGCGCGGCUCAGGGCGGCGGUGGAAGCGGCGGCGGCGGAGGAAAGGCCCAUGGUGUUCCUGUGCUCGGGCUGCCGGCGGCCGCUGGGCGACUCGCUGAGCUGUGUGAACAGCGAGGACACCGACUGCAUUUUGCUGCGCUGUGUUUCCUGUAAUGUUUCUGUUGAUAAGAAACAGAAGCUAUCCAAAUGUACAAAGGAAAAUGGUUGCCUUCUUGAGACUUUGUACUGCACGGGGUGCUCACUCAAUCUUGGCCGCGUAUACAGAUCCACUCCCAGGAAUCUUGACUACAAGAGGGACUUGUUUUGCCUCAGUGUUAAAGCCAUUGAAGUUUAUAUUUUAGGGUCCUCUGAAAAGCAAAUUGUGUCAGAAGAUGAAGAGCUUUUUAAUCUUGAAAGCAGAGUUGAAAUAGAAAAGUCUCUGAAACAGAUGGAAGAUGUCUUGAAAGCAUUACAAACGCAGCUAUGGGAGACUGAAUCAAAAUUGUCCUUUACCAGUUGCAAAAGCUGAACUCUUUUCUGUGUCCCCAAUCUGUCCCUCAU